Messenger RNA from Passer montanus (Eurasian tree sparrow), 2186 nucleotides. It is a transcript of the gene NR1I3, whose product is annotated as nuclear receptor subfamily 1 group I member 3. Gene Ontology annotation, biological process: negative regulation of transcription by RNA polymerase II; positive regulation of transcription by RNA polymerase II; cell differentiation. The record is from RefSeq and is a predicted model, not a curated record. Gene Ontology annotation, molecular function: nuclear receptor activity; RNA polymerase II cis-regulatory region sequence-specific DNA binding; zinc ion binding. The coding region runs from base 511 to 1893 and encodes 460 amino acids. Lineage: Eukaryota; Metazoa; Chordata; Aves; Passeriformes; Passeridae. The transcript is spliced from 9 exons.
ACAUGGGGGACAUGUAAGACACGGGAGGACAGGGGGGACAAGGGGGACACGAGGGACACGGGGGAGUGUGGGGGCACUGGGGAGUGACCGUGACCCCCCCGAGUGCCACCCUCCUGGUGGCGGUGACCCCUGGGGACAGGGCACAGGCGCUGCGCGGGGGUCCCGGGAUGGCGACAGGGACCUUCCCGUGGCGACAGCGGUGGCAGCACGGCCACCACCGCGUCCCCUCUGGGCUCUGCUGCUGGCAGCGUGUGACACGCGGUGCCACCCUCAGCCCGCGGCUGUGACACCCCGGCUGUCCCCUCGGUCCCCGUGUCCCUCUGUGGCCGCACCUGUGCUCCGCUGUCCCCGCCCCAGGUGCCACCCCAGGUGCCACCCAUCCCCCGUGUCCCCUCCGCCCCGCGCUCUGUCCCCGCCUGUCGCAGCCCCAAGUUCAAGGUUCAAACUCCACGCGGCCGCUCCCGGGAGCGCCGGCGACACGCGGGGACAGCGGCAGGGGACACGCGGGGAAUGGAGGGGACACACGGAGACGGCCGGCGACACGCGGGGACCGCCGGGGACACGCGGGGACCCGAGCUCCCCUCGCUGCGUGGGGACAGUUCUCUGUCACCGGCGGCACCGGGGGACACCGGCUCAGGCGUGUCCCUGCCGAGCCCCCCGGGCACGGAGCGCAGCCCCCGCGACCCCCCUGGGGACACGGAGCCCGACGGGGACAAAGUGUGCGCCGUGUGCGGGGACAGGGCCAACGGGUACCACUUCCACGUCAUGAGCUGCGAGGGCUGCAAGGGCUUCUUCAGGCGCUCCAUCAUCAAAGGUGUCCGCUUCACGUGUCCCCUGGCGCGGCGCUGCCCUGUCACCAAGGCCAAGCGGCGACAGUGCCAGGCGUGUCGCCUCCAGAAGUGCCUCGACGUGGGCAUGAGGAGGGACAUGAUCAUGUCGGAGGAGGCGCUGCGGCGGCGGCGGGAGCUGCGGGGCCAGCGGGGCCAGCCCGGGGGACAGCGGGGCCAGCCCGGGGGACAGCGGGGACACGAGGGGCUGACGGCCGAGCAGCAGGAGCUGAUCGCGCUCCUCAUCGGCGCCCACCAGCGCACCUUCGACUCCAGCUUCUCGCAGUUCAUGCGCUGCUGGCCCGCCGUGCGCCUGCUGGUGCCCAGCCCGCCUGGCGCGGGUGUCGCCGCGGGGGUGUCGCUGUCGCUGUCGCCGUGCGAGGAGGCGCUGCCGGACGUGCUGUCGCUGCUGCCGCAGUUCGCGGACCUGAGCACGUUCAUGAUCCAGCAGGAGUUUGCCGCUGGAGGCGCAGAUCUCGCUGCUGAAAGGAGCCACGCUGGGCAUCUGCGAGAUCCGCUACAACACCGUCUUCAACCCCGCCACCAAGGCCUGGGAGUGCGGCCAGCGCUGCUACACCAUCCACGACGGGGCCCUGGCGGGAUUCCAGCAGGUGUACCUGGAGCCUCUGCUCAAGUUCCACGAGAGCCUGCGGCGCCUGCGGCUGCACGAGGCCGAGUACGCCCUGCUGCAGGCCAUGCUGCUCUUCUCGCCAGACCACGCCGGCAUCGCCCAGCGCGACGUCAUCGACCAGUUCCAGGAGCAGGUGGCGCUGACCCUGCAGAGCUACAUCGAGCACCAGCACCCCCCCCCCGAGGGCAGGUUCCUGUACGCCAAGCUGCUGCUGCUGCUGACGGAGCUGCAGACGCUGAUGGUGGAGAACAUGCGGCAGAUCCUGCACAUCCAGGACCUGUCGGCCAUGACGCCGCUGCUCUCCGAGAUCAUCAGCUGAGCGCGGCCCCCGUGCCACCCCCCGGUCCCCAGGUGUCACCCCCGGCCGCCACCAGGCACAGAGUAAAGCUCCUUUAUUUAUCCGGGCUCCCGGGUGUGUCGCCGCAGGGAAACUGAGGCACGGCCGCCGCGGCGCUGGGGACAACGGGGACCCCCAGCGGCAGCGGCCACCCCCAGGAGGUGGCACUGGGCACAACGGGGCCCCCAGUCCCCCCCGUGGCGCUGUCACUCGCUGUCCCCAGCCCGCCGUGUCCCCGCGGGUCCCUGUGGCACCUGCAUGGCCCGGCCUGGCGGCUCCCUGAGCAGGACGGUGCCACUCGCCCGCUGUCCCUGCUGUCCUGUCCUCACUGUCCCUGCUGUCCUGUCCCUGCUGUCCCUGCUGUCCCAUCCCUGCUGUCCUGGCCCCGCUG